UUAGCUCGGCCGCCGAACUUCACUGCACAGUUGAGGUAGGAACGUUGCAUUACAACCACGUUUUAACAGAUGAAUCCCUUGGAAGUAACUCAGUGCUCUGUGUCCGCGGGGUUCUGUAUCCGCGCAUCCACCCAACGGCGGGAAAAAGAAAAGCGGCUGCGCGCGCACCGAAGGUGCAGCUGCCUUUCCUUAUCAUUCGCAGAACCACGAGGUACUGCCAGGGUUUCCGCAGUGCCUGCGUCCUCUUGGGUGUUACAAGCCCUCCAGAGUGACGCCCGGCGCAGGAGGCCGCGCGUGCACCCCACGACCUCUUCCAGGGGGGCCUGGAGCAGCCCUCCGCCCCACCGAGGGCCAGCUGUGGUUCCCGCCGCGCGUCCUGCGGACACACUCCUGCCCUUUGCCGAACGCACCUGCACCCGCGCAGCGCGGGGUGCGCUUAGGGCGGCCCCGAACCGCUUUUCUUCUGGGAACCACGCGGCGGGACGCGGGUUUCGGAUUCCCUGGGGGCAGCCUUGCUGUGAGUGAACAAGCGCGGAGGCCGAGCUUCUUGCAAACGGACUCCGGACUCCGAGAGGCAACGACUUUUGUGCCUCACCAAAGUGACUGCUUGGGUGCCGGCCGAGCCCUGCCCCUGGAACCCACGGGCGGCCACUGCGCAGGCGCCUCUCCCGGCUGGCGGCUCCGCCCCGCCCCGACCGGCGGCUCCAUGGCGCUGUGCGAGGCUGCGGGCUGCGGGAGCGCCCUGACCUGGCCUCGCUUGUUGCUCUUCGGGGACUCCAUCACCCAGAAAAUGUGAUGUUCUGAAUCGUGGAUUCUCAGGUUACAAUACCAGAUGGGCCAAAAUUAUCCUUCCAAGAUUAAUCAGGAAAGGAAACAGCUUGGACAUCCCAGUAGCAGUUACAAUUUUCUUUGGGGCCAAUGACAGUGCAUUAAAAGGCUGGAAUGAAGUGAUACGAUCUCGGCUCACUGUAACUUCCACCUCCCAGGUUCAAAUGAUUCUCCUGCUUCAGCCUCCCGAGUAGCUGGGAUUACAGAUGAGAAUCCCAAGCAGCACAUUCCCCUGGAGGAGUAUGCUGCGAAUUUAAAGAGCAUGGUGCAGUACCUGAAGUCUGUGGACAUCCCUGAGAAUCGAGUCAUUCUCAUCACGCCGACCCCACUUUGUGAAACAGCCUGGGAAAAAGAGUGCAUCAUACAAGGUUGCAAACUAAAUCGCCUAAACUCUGUUGUUGGUGAAUAUGCCAAUGCGUGUUUACAAGUGGCCCAAGACUGUGGGACUGACGUACUUAACCUGUGGACCCUGAUGCAGGACAGCCAGGACUUCUCAUCUUAUUUAUCAGAUGGACUACAUUUGUCUCCAAAGGGGAAUGAAUUUUUGUUCUCCCAUCUCUGGCCUUUGAUAGAGAAAAAGGUCUCUUCUCUGCCUUUGUUGCUUCCUUACUGGCGGGAUGUAGCAGAAGCAAAACCUGAAUUAAGUCUGCUGGGAGAUGGAGACCAUUAGCCAAUCACAGGAGACCCAAGUCUGCUUGUUAAUCUACAGAACUCAAAGUUGCCAAUGCAUAGAGGUACCCUUUUUUCCUCAGGCUUAAACCUUUGCCACUGAUAAUAAAAGUAUCAGGAUUUUUCAGGGAAGUUUUGUACUUAGGUCCAUUGUGUUUUGACAGUAUUUGUUAAUACACGUAUCAGUGCUACGGCUUCAAAAUACACUCUGAGCAGCUUGUUAAUUCUAUAAAUGAUGAAGACUAUUUUUUUUUAAAGUCACAAUUUUAUAAAAAUGGUUUU
This is a messenger RNA of Piliocolobus tephrosceles (Ugandan red Colobus), 1779 nucleotides long. RefSeq names its product isoamyl acetate hydrolyzing esterase 1 (putative) (gene IAH1). Gene Ontology annotation, molecular function: hydrolase activity, acting on ester bonds. The transcript has 6 exons. The record is from RefSeq and is a predicted model, not a curated record. Bases 1091 to 1498 code for a protein of 135 amino acids. Lineage: Eukaryota; Metazoa; Chordata; Mammalia; Primates; Cercopithecidae.